Thamnophis elegans (Western terrestrial garter snake) is the source of this 535-nucleotide messenger RNA. RefSeq names its product DDRGK domain-containing protein 1-like. The transcript has 4 exons. NCBI's taxonomy places the organism in Eukaryota, Metazoa, Chordata, Lepidosauria, Squamata, Natricidae. The coding region runs from base 53 to 520 and encodes 155 amino acids. The record is from RefSeq and is a predicted model, not a curated record.
GCCUAGAGGCCCGACCCGGAAGAGGCGGUGCUAAGGACGUCACGUGACAAACAUGGACCCUGUGCUUUACGUGGUGGCGGCGGUGCUGCUGGCGGUGCUCCUCUUCUUCGUCAGCCGCCUCCGGGGACAGGCCCGCGCCGGUGACGAGGAACACCGCCAGAAUGUGGUGGCGGCAGCAGCAGCGGCCCGACCCCAGCCAUUCAUGGGCGAGCGGGGCGAAGGGAUGCCCAGGCACCGAAGAAACAGGAUGGCCGCCCUGAGACGGACGCAGCAGGUCGAGGAAGCACCAGAAGAUGAAAACCAUGGAUCCGAACCGGCUGAACCCCAAGUUUCCGGAAAGAUUGGGGCCAAGAAACAGCGGAAGUUAGAGGAGAAGCAGGCGAAAAAAACUCAGAGAGAGGCUGAAGAGGCGGAACGGGAAGAAAGGAAGAAGAUUGAACAAAAACGGGAUGAGGAACGGCGCUUGGAAGAGGAACGGCAGCGGCAAGAGGAGGAAAGGAAGGUGAGCUGUAAGAAAUGACAUUGGAAAACCCAA